Molecule: messenger RNA, 3466 nt
Organism: Topomyia yanbarensis
Lineage: Eukaryota; Metazoa; Arthropoda; Insecta; Diptera; Culicidae
Product: scavenger receptor class B member 1-like
Exons: 9
Coding region: 495-2219 (574 amino acids)
Cellular component (GO): cytoplasm; membrane
Molecular function (GO): scavenger receptor activity
Source: RefSeq, a predicted model, not a curated record
GUUUCUAGUGACGAGGAUCGCGAUCCUCGCUUGGUGCGUACUGGCGGGAUUGUAUUGUACUGUGCUUAGUACGAUGAACUGAACAUCUGACGGUUAGUGUGAAAUGUGUGUAAAAGUGGAACUUGCGAUCCGAAGGAUUUGAAGAAAAGGGACCGGAAAAAUAGUAACAGACUCGUAGUGAUUUCGGUUAAAUUUUUUCGCGAGGAUACACGUUUCAGCUUUUGUAAGCGCACGGGAAUUGUUGUUGAACUUAGUGACACGUGCGAACUGUUUAUUGGCUAUUGUGCAUUGAAUAAAGUUGGAAAAACCCGCAGAAAGAUCACGGAAAGUAGAUUUCGGUGUGAAUACAGUUGGCAUACAAUCAUUCUCGUUGCAGUGGUGAAAAUUACCGCACGAUGACAGUUUGAAUAGCAUUCUAUGUUUUAAUUGCACUUGUUGGUUGAGAAAUCUGUGUCUCGUGUUGGAUCUAAACGUAGUAUCGAUAAGGCAAAACAAUGACGACAACGCCGGUUUUCCCGCUGGAUGCCGGACAAAAACGAAUCGUCAAGUUCGGUUUUCUGGGGCUUAUCUUCAUCGCGCUGGGCUGUACCGUAGUGGUGAUCGAUCCGACCGAUUUGAUCGUGACGAAUAUGCUAUCUAUGUAUGAAGGUUCCUAUCUACACCGGCUGUGGAAAAAACCACCAUUGGAUGUGUUCAUCAGUAUUUAUGUGUUCAACGUGACUAACGCCGACGCGUUUCUUCGUGGUGAGGAAAAAAUUCGGCUAGUGGAGGUCGGACCUUACGUAUACCAAGAAUACUUGGAAAAUCACAACUCAACAUUCAACGCAAACGGAACUCUAAGCUUCACGCCCGUCCGCCAUCAAAUAUUCGUUCCUGAUCGCUCGGUCAGUGACCCUCAGAAAGAUUUAAUAAUAGUCCCAAACAUCGCCUUACUAGGAGUAUCCAGUGCAGCAUACCGGAUGUCCGCUUGGGCCUCCCUAGCAGUAGCAGCAGCACUUAAACCUCUAGGUAUGCCUCCGUUUCUGAACAUUAGUGUUCACGAUCUUCUCUGGGGGUAUGACGAUCCGUUGGUCAAUGUUGCCUCGACCCUUCUGCCGGAUAUCAUUAACUUCGAAAAAAUUGGAAUCCUCGAUCGUAUGUUCGACGAUGGUUACGAUACGGUCACGAUAAACCUGCCGGAAUCGGUGCAAAACCUACGGAAAGCUAAGAUCGUCGCCGAUGUGGAUCAUGACGAAAUGGAUCUCGUGGAGGAUGAAUACUUUGCCGGGGCUGUGCUGCAGGAUGAUGAACAAGAAGAAGCCGAUGAGAUCAUCCGUAACUAUUCGAUCGAUUUGUGGAAUGGUUCCCCUGGUCUGGCCCAUUGGGGUUACGUAGGAAAGGAUCACUGGGAUGCGGAGCGGAGAAACACUCCGUGUAACACCUUGCAGGGAUCGUACGACGGGACGGUGUUCCCGCGAAACAUUUCCAAGACUGAGAUAUUCAGGGUGUACCGGAAAGCCUUCUGUCGAACGUUGCCGAUCGCUUUCGAACGGCAAGGCGAACACGACGGUAUCGAGGCCUACUGGUUCUCGAUAAAGGAGAAUGCAUUCGAGAGUUCGCUGGAUGAUCCGUACAGUUCGUGCUACUGCCGGAAUGGAAAAUGUCUACCCAAAGGGUUGGGGGAUUUGAGUCCCUGUUGGUACAAUAUACCAGUAGCCGUUUCGUUGCCUCACUUCUACAAAGGAGAUCCGACGUUGGUAGAAGCAGUCGAUGGUCUCAAACCGGAUAAGGAGAAACAUGACGCAAUUAUUAUUAUGCAGCCACAACUUGGAAUUCCUAUGAAAGCAAGCAUUCGGGUGCAAAUCAACUUGCUGACUAACGUCAGCUUUAACGCAGAUCUACGAUCUUUCCACAACCGAGUAAUUCCUCUCAUUUGGGCCGAAAUGGCUGUUGAGAAACUUACACCGGACAUCGUGUUGCUGCUGCACCUGCUGUUCGACAUUGCACCGUACCUGCAGAGCGGGUGCGUGUAUCUGCUGUGGCUGCUCGGUGUUUCACUACUCGCCACCACGGCGCUGAUGUUGCUCUGUUCGCGUCAUGCAACACUCGAGUACGACCCGCGCAAGUCGAUCCGAUACUCCACGGUCAACAUGAUACCGUAUCCGUUGCGGAAGGAGCUGGAGAAGUACGGCGAGGGUGAGAUUCGGCGGGAGGCGCUGCUGAUAGAGAACGAGGCGUAGUGCGGUAGAAUCUGUUGUGGGCGAAGAAGAAGAAGAAGGAAUGCAAUUUUGCCCGGUUGCUGCCCGGCAGCGAACGGGUGGGAUCUUGGAGAAUUAUUCUUAUAGAAUAACUUAGUCAUUGUGAUAGUUAAGACUUAGCUGUAUGGCUAUAGCGCUGCGAAUUGUUGAAAUUUGGUUGUGACAGCAAGCGGUUCCAUCCUUCCACUAAAAUUUAUGUAUUUAUUUCUAUUAAUUUACUGAAGAGUUACGAUCAUUAAAAUAGUUUAAACUGUGAUUCCUAUUAAUAUAACGAUAAGCUAUGAAUCUAUUUUUAUGUGCGUUUCUAGCAGUACCUAACAAACGGUUUCAGCGAGUGGAAUUCUUUCGAUACUUAAGGAUACAAGGUGUUGUAACAAACCAGCUGGUCGGGUAUAAUAUAGAAACAUUUCUAAAUGUUCUGGUUCCAUGACAGUUAGAAUGAUUAAUCAAAUAAAUUGUAAUUUAUUGCGUCACAAGGUGCUUAUAGAGAAAUUCCAAAUUACAUAUUUCAAAAUUAUUAAAAAUUCAGGAAUACCGACACACGUACCACCUGUUGCUUCCUACCACAUCGGGGUCCAGUGCGGCAGGGCGUUAAUUUACAGUAAAUUAUGGCAAUUCUAACCUGGAAAAAUGUUCGUGACAUGGGAAAAUCCACCAAUGAUUUAUGAGUGACUAACGGAAGCAUGCAAGGGUAACAUCCGUUGCUGGGACAUAGGUACGUGAUGAAACAGCAGACUAUAGCUGAACUACGUAAAGAUGCCAACUGGCAGUGCAACAUCGGAUGUUGUAAAGAGUAUUAAAGCUGUUUGUGAAAAUUGAAUAAUUUUGAAAUUUGCGAAUGGCAACUGUGUCUAGCGUGUCAUUAAACUUGCUGGGAAAAUGUUGAUUUAGAUGCCGGAGAGUUAUUUCUGUUUUGCCUGUGAGUUGGUCUCGUGGAAAUUAGCAAUAUGUUGAACGGGAUUACGACCAAUCAGAUUCCAUGUACGUGAGUAUUUUCUAUUCAAUACAGGUAGUCUAAUCAAUCGAUGGGUUCGCAUUUUGUUGUUGCUAAUAAUUUGUGUUUAGUGUGCAUGCGGCGGUGGCAAAUCGUGUUUGAUAUGAAAUAAUUGGUCGGUAUGUGUGAUGGCUAUCUUUCAUUUGGAGCAAAGGGGAGUUAAUUAAUGUUAGCAAAUAUGAUAGUGAUGAUGCGAUCAUCAUUUUAAUUAUUUAACAUUAGUAUCGAGGUAUUC